AGUAGCUCUACACCCACCAGUAGCAUAUCUACACCCACCAGCACCACCUCCAUACCCACCACUAGCAGCUCUGAAACUACAAGUACCAACCAGCCCUACACCCGCCAUGAAUGGCUCUACAACCAUUCAACACCUACAAGUAGCAGCUCUACACCCACCAGUAGCACAUCUACACCCACCAGCAGCAGCUCCAUAAUCACCACUAGCCGCUCAACACCCACCAGUGGCAGCUCUACACCCACCACUAGCACUCCCAUACCAACAAGUACCAGCACUGCGCACACCACUAGCAGCUCUUGCCACCUCUACACUAACAACCACAGCUCAACACCCACCAGCAGCGGCUCUGCAACCUCCAGUAGCACCCCCACACCAACAAGUACCAGCUCUGUGCACACCACUAGCACCUCUGCAACAACCGGUAGUAGCCUCUACAUCCAGCGCCACCUCUCCAAUAACAACCACGAGCAGUUCAACGCCUACAAGGAGCAGCUCUACACCCACCAUGCUACCUCUACACUAACAACCAGUGGCACUUCAACGCCUACAAGUAGCAGCUCUACACCCACCAGUAGCGCAUCUACACCCACCAGCAGCAGCUCCAUAAUCACCACUAGCCGCUCCACACCCACCAGUGGCAGCUCUACACCCACCACUAGCACUCCCAUACCAACAAGCACCAGCUCUGUGCACACCACUAGCAGCUCUGCAACAACCGAUAGUAGCUCUACAUCCAGCACCAUCUCUACACCCACCAGCACCACCUCCAUACCCACCACUAGCAGAUCUGAAACUGCAAGUAGCACCUCUACACCCACCAGUAGUAGCUCCACAUCCAGCGCCACCUCUCCAAUAACAACCACUAGCAGUUCAACUCCUACAAGUAGUAGCUCUACACCCACCAGUAGCAUAUCUACACCCACCACCACCACCUCCAUACCCACCACUAGCGGCUCUGAAACUACAAGUACCAACACUCCACACACCACUAGUAGCUCUACACACACCACUGCCACUACACCCACCGCUAGCAGCUCUGAAACUACAAGUAGCAGCCCUGCACCCACCACUACUGGCUCCACAACCAGUGCCACCUCUACACUAACAACCAGUGGCAGUAGCACCUCUACACCCACCAGUAGUAGCUCUACAUCCAGCGCCACCUCUCCAAUAACAACCACUAGCAGCUCAACACCCACCAGCAGCGGCUCUGCAACCUCCAGUAGCACUCCCACACCAACAAGUACCAGCUCUGUGCACACCACUAGCACCUCUGCAACAACCGGUAGUAGCUCUACACCCACCAGUAGCAUAUCUACACCCACCAGCACCACCUCCAUACCCACCACUAGCAGCUCUGAAACUACAAGUACCAACAUUCCACACACCACUAGUAGCUCUACACACACCACUGCCACUACACCCACCCCUAGCAGCUCUGAAACUACAAGUAGCCGCCCUACACCCACCACUACUGGCUCUACAACCAGUGCCACCUCUACACUAACAACCAGUAGCGCUUCAACGCCUACAAGUAGCAGCUCUACCCCCACCAGUAGCGCAUCUACACCCACCAGCAGCAGCUCCAUAAUCACCACUAGCCGCUCCACACCCACCAGUGGCAGCUCUACACCCACCACUAGCACUCCCAUACCAACAAGCACCAGCUCUGUCAGCUCAACACCCACCAGCAGCGGCUCUGCAACCUCCAGUAGCACUCCCACACCAACAAGUACCAGCUCUACUAGCAGCUCUGAAACUGCAAGUAGCAGCUCUACACCCACCAGUAGUAGCUCUACAUCCAGCGCCACCUCUCCAAUAACAACCAUGAGCAGUUCAACGCCUACAAGUAGCAGCUCUACACCCACCAGCUCUACAACCAGUGCCACCUCUACACUAACAACCAGCGGCACUUCAACGCCUACAAGUAGUAGCUCUACAUCCAGCGCCACCUCUCCAAUAACAACCACGAGCAGUUCAACGCCUACAAGGAGCAGCUCUACACCCACCAGCAGCAGCUCCAUAAUCACCACCAGCAGCCACCCCCACACCAACACUGCCACCUCUACACUAACAACCAGUGGCACAUCAAUGCCUACAAGUAGCAGCUCUACACCCACCAGUAGCGCAUCUACACCCACCAGCAGCAGCUCCAUAAUCACCACUAGCCGCUCAACACCCACCAGUGGCAGCUCUACACCCACCACUAGCACUCCCAUACCAACAAGCACCAGCUCUCGCCACCUCUCCAAUAACAACCACGAGCAGUUCAACGCCUACAAGGAGCAGCUCUACACCCACCACAGCUCUACACCCACCAGCAGCCGCUCCACAAUCACCACUAGCAGCUCAACACCCACCAGUAGUAGCUCUGCAACCACCACUAGCACUCCCAUACCAACAAGUACCAGCACUGCGCACACCACUAGCAGCUCUGCAACAACUGGUAGUAGCUCUACAUCCAGCACCAUCUCUACUCCCACCAGCACCACCUCCAUAUCCACCACUAGCAGCUCUGAAACUGCAAGUAGCACCUCUACACCCACCAGUAGUAGCUCCACAUCCAGCGCCACCUCUCCCAUAACAACCACUAGCAGUUCAACUCCUACAAGUAAUAGCUCUACACCCACCAGUAGCAUAUCUACACCCACCAGCACCACCUCCAUACUCACCACUAGCAGCUCUGAAACUACAAGUACCAACACUCCACACACCACUAGUAGCUCUACACACACCACUGCCACUACACCCACCGCUAGCAGCUCUGAAACUACAAGUAGCACCUCUACACCCACCAGUAGUAGCUCUACAUCCAGCGCCACCUCUCCAAUAACAUCCACUAGCAGUUCAACUCCUACAAGUAGUACCUCUACACCCACCAGUAGCAUAUCUACACCCACCAGCACCACAUCCAUAUCCACCCCUAGCAGCUCUGAAACUACAAGUAGCACCCCUACACCCACCACUUCUGGCCCUACAACCAGUGCCACCUCUGCACUAACAACCAGUAGCGCUUCAGCGCCUACAAGUAGCAGCUCUACACCCACCAGUAGCGCAUCUACACCCACCAGCAGCAGCUCCAUAAUCACCACUAGCCGCUCAACACCCACCAGUGGCAGCUCUACACCCACCACUAGCACUCCCAUACCAACAAGCACCAGCACUGUGCACACCACUAGCAGCUCUGCAACAACUGAUAGUAGCUCUACAUCCAGCACCAUCUCUACACCCACCAGCACCACCUCCAUACCCACCACUAGCAGCUCUGAAACUACAAGUACCAACACUCCACACACCACUAGUAGCUCUACACACACCAUUGCCACUACAUCCACCGCUAGCAGCUCUGAAACUACAAGUAGCAGCCCUACACCCACCACUACUGGCUCUACAAGCAGUGCCACCUCUACACUAACAACCAGUGGCACUUCAACGCCUACAAGUAGCAGCUCUACACCCACCAGUAGCGCAUCUACACCCACCAGCACCAGCUCCAUAAUCACCACGAGCAGCUCAACACCCACCAGCAGUGGCUCUGCAACCUCCAGUAGCACCCCCACACCAACAAUUACCAGCUCUGUGCACACCACUAGCAGCUCUGCAACAAUCGGUAGUAGCUCUACACCCACCAGUAGCAUAUCUACACCCACCAGCACCACCUCCAUACCCACCACUAGCAGCUCUGAAACUGCAAGUAGCACCUCUACACCCGCCAGUAGUAGCUCUACAUCCAGCACCACCUCUCCAAUAACAACCACUAGCAGUUCAACACCUACAAGUAGUAGCUCUACACCCACCAGUAGCACAUCUACACCCACCAGCACCACCUCCAUACCCACCACUAGCGGCUCUGAAACUACAAGUAGCCGCCCUACACCCACCACUACUGGCUCCACAACCAGUGCCACCUCUACACUAACAACCAGUGGCACUUCAACGCCUACAAGUAGCAGCUCUACACCCACCAGUAGCGCAUCUACACCCACCAGCAGCAGCUCCAUAAUCACCACUAGCCGCUCCACACCCACCAGUGGCAGCUCUACACCCACCACUAGCACUCCCAUACCAACAAGUACCAGCACUGCGCACACCACUAGCAGCUCUGCAACAACCGGUAGUAGCUCUACAUCCAGCACCAUCUCUCACCUCUACACCCUCCAAACUACACCCACCAGCAGCACCUCCACACUCACCAGUACCAGCUCUACACCUUCAAGUAGCAGCUCUGCACUCACCACUGCUAUCUCUACACAUACAAGUAGCAGCACUACACUCACCACCAGCACUACUCCCACCACUACUGCCUCUACACCCACCCAGAGUAGCUCUACUCCCACCACUACCAGCUCUACACUCACCUCCAUCUCUACACCAUCCACUAGCAGCUCAACGCCCAUCACUAGUAGCUCUACACCCACAAGUAGCAGCUCUUCCCUCACCACCACUUUUGCACCUACAAGCAGCAGUUCUGCAGCAAUCACGAGUAGUUCUACACCCACCAGUAGCAGCUCUACAUCCGCCACCAUUACUACAACCACCAGUAGUCCCUCUGCAGACACCAGUAGCAGUUCUACACCAUCAAGUAGCAGCUCUACAAGUUCCAGCUCUACACCCACCAGCCAUGGCUCUACACCCAUCACCGACAGUACGUUCACGACUGAGAUCUCUACACCUGCAAGUAGCAGCUCUACGACCACCAUGUCUACACCUACAAGUAGCAGCUCAACACCCACCACCACCUCUACACCCACCAGCAGCAGCUCCACAGUCACCAGUAGCAUCUCUACGCCUACAAGCAGCAGCACUAGACCCAGCACCAUCUCUACUCCUUCCAGUAGCACCUCUACAACCACCAGCAGCUCUACUGCCACCACUGUCUCUACUCCUACCAGUAGCAGCUCUACACCCACCAGUAGCAGUUCUACAUCCUUGACCGUCACGCCAAGUUCCGCCGGGACCUCCACCACCACUCCUGACACCACCCCCACCACGCCUAGGACCACCACCACCACCUCUAGAACCACCACCACCCUCCGUACAACAACCAGCACCACCCUUACAACGACAACAACCGCCACCACCACCACUCCCCACUCAACCACCACCCCAGGGACCUGCGAGAACGGUGGCACCUGGAUCAACGGCCACUGCCAGUGUCCCCCCGGCUUCACAGGGGACAGGUGUGAGGAAGUCAGAAACACCAUCGAAACCAAUGCCGAGACCAAUGGGACGGUGGAAGUGGAGCUGCGGGUCACCAACAGGAACUUCACCAAGGACCUCGAGGACAACACCUCACCCGCCUACACUGAGUUCGUCCAGGACUUCACCAACCAGAUGGAUGCAGUCUACGCUGACAUCGAGGGGUACAGGGGCAUCAAGGUGCACCGUCUCAGGCCCGGCAGCGUGGUGGUGGAUCACUCUGUCAUCGUGUCCCUGCUGGUGACCAACCAGAGCCAGGACAAGCUCCAGAACAUCACAGCCAAGGUGCAGGAGAAAAUCGAGGUGGCGGCGACGCAGUUCAACUGCACCAAUGGUGACUUGUGCUUCAACGCCUCUGAGGUGUUGGUCACCAACACCCCGCUGGAAUUUGAUGAAGAUGCCUACUGCCAGAGCCAAGUGCCCGAGGGCUACCAGGAAUUCUUCUUUCCCAACCUGACAAGCUUCGGGUUGUCCUGCAUGUCCAACUGCACGCCGAACACCGCCGGCACCAUCAACUGCAACCGGGGGACGUGCCACAUCACCCGCAGAGGUCCUCAGUGCUUCUGUGAUGACACCCAUCUGUACUGGUACCAAGAUGACCGCUGCACAUCACGGGUCAGCAAACUGGCCGUGGGCCUGGGCUUGGCCGUGGCCAUCUUGGUCACUGUGGUCAUCGUCCUCUCCAUCUUCCUCUUCCGAGCUCGCAGAUCUGAGUCAUAUGAUAGGACCGAACAGCAGAUGAUGGAGAGGUGGUACCAGGACACCAGUGAGGAGUGGAACCUCCAAGGAAACUUCACCUUCCAGAAACGAGAUGCCCAGCUCAAGGAUGACCAUCCAGUCAACCUCGACGCCAUGGACACAUCAGUGCCGGUGAGUUCCCCCUGUCCUCCCACCACAGUGGGACUGGGGCACUGGGGACACCCCGAAUCUUUCUGA
Molecule: messenger RNA, 6135 nt
Organism: Corvus hawaiiensis (hawaiian crow)
Lineage: Eukaryota; Metazoa; Chordata; Aves; Passeriformes; Corvidae
Product: flocculation protein FLO11-like
Exons: 26
Source: RefSeq, a predicted model, not a curated record